Molecule: messenger RNA, 1059 nt
Organism: Zasmidium cellare ATCC 36951
Lineage: Eukaryota; Fungi; Ascomycota; Dothideomycetes; Mycosphaerellales; Mycosphaerellaceae
Exons: 2
Coding region: 1-1059 (352 amino acids)
Biological process (GO): regulation of transcription by RNA polymerase II
Molecular function (GO): RNA polymerase II cis-regulatory region sequence-specific DNA binding; DNA-binding transcription factor activity, RNA polymerase II-specific
Source: RefSeq, a predicted model, not a curated record
AUGGCCUACCCAUCUAGCAGAGAGGAUAGCCUUGUCCCAGAUGCUUUCGACCCACAGCCGGACUUCUUGUUUGAAGAUGGCGGCGAUCACGAACUUGCCAACAUGCAAAACAUGGAACAGAAUCUGUCCAAUAUUAUGCCUAACCACUUCGACCCAGCUUCUUUCAUGGUCCCAUUCAUGAUGGAAAACGCACCGAUGUCGCCGUCUUUGCACCCGCCGUAUACGCAAGCAGACAUCAUCGCGAACGGCCGCGGAAUCGGCGUUUCCUUCGGGCAGAUUACACCUCCAGAAGAGGACUUCAAGGUACAAGAUGUGCCACCUCCUCCAUCUCUUUCGACGCCAGCGACCCAGACACUGAGCGCAAAGUCGGAGCGGGCGAGGAAUGCCGCAAAUCAGAGGCACUCCAAGGCGAAAAAGGCGAGGAAGGAUAGCGUGCGCAAGGCCGAGGAUCCAGACGAGGUUGAACAGGACCAGGCCGAAGACAAGCGUGAGCUUUACCGACAGAAGAAUAGGAUCGCGGCCUCGCGGUGUAGGGCAAAGAAGAAGAUGAACACGGAAGGCCUAGAAGAGUCAGCGAGAGCAGCCAGCGCUCAAAACAGCAGAUUGAGAGCAGAAGAAAGACAUCUGCGCGACUUAUUCUCAACCCUGCGUGAUCAGGCGUUGGCACACGACCCAAGCCAAGGGUGUAAUUGCCAGGCAAUCCACGCAUACAACUUCCACAAGGCUCGAGAAUGUGCCCAGGCGACGAUGGGCUUCAUACCAGGAAUGAUGCCGUCUCCUACUCAGCGCAGCAUCGACUCCGGCUCGCCAAGUACGGUGGGCACCGCAUCGAGGGCACAGUCGUUUUCGAGCGUUCGUCCCCAAUUCGCGAAGACCUCUGGAGGAUCACAAUCUUCCGCCAGUUCGGCGGCAUUCGUGCCUGGGGCCGCAGAUGUGACGAGACAUGCCUCGACAAUUGGGGGCAUGAGCAAGUCGCCGUUUGCAUUUGCAGUGUCGACCGCGCAGAUUCCUCAGGACAGUCCCGUCAUGGGUGGAGAGUCUGAUGGCAACCAGAAUUGA